AUGGAGGUCGAGAGAAAAAUAAUCCUAUGCUUAUUGAUGAGCAUCACUAUUGGGUAUUACAGAACUGAAGGCAGAGACCCUGUGCUGCACAGGGUUGGAGGAGGAAGGUAUAGUUGGGCACCACAAUUUAACCUUACAGAGUGGGCAAGUCAUGAGCAAUUCUACAAGGGUGAUUGGCUAUAUUUUGGUUUUGACAAGCACAUCUACAAUGUUCUGGAGGUGAACAAAACAAGUUAUGACAAAUGCAUUGACACAUGCUUCAUAAACAACAUCACAAGAGGAGGGAGAGAUGUUUACCAACUCUUGGAAGCAAGGCCAUACUAUUUCCUCAGUGGCAGAGGCUUCUGCUUUCAUGGAAUGAGGGUUGCAAUAAACGUUGAAGAGCCCGCACCAGCACCACCUUUGACCAACAAGGCCUUUCCAUCAAGUAAAAUGAGGCAUGCUAAACCGCUUGUGCCUCUGGCUACAGCUUUGGCUUGGACCUUCAUAUAG
Gastrolobium bilobum is the source of this 492-nucleotide messenger RNA. RefSeq names its product early nodulin-like protein 20. Gene Ontology annotation, cellular component: plasma membrane. Lineage: Eukaryota; Viridiplantae; Streptophyta; Magnoliopsida; Fabales; Fabaceae. The coding region runs from base 1 to 492 and encodes 163 amino acids. The record is from RefSeq and is a predicted model, not a curated record. The transcript is spliced from 2 exons. Gene Ontology annotation, molecular function: electron transfer activity.